CUUGUGUUAACAGUGGGAUUACUGGCAGUGGUAGUCUACUUGUACACAGUAGUGGCAUUCAAUUUUUUCCGUAAAUUCUACAACAAGAGUGAAGAUGGAGAUAUGCCAGAUAUGAAAUGUGAUGAUAUGCUAACAUGCUACAUGUUUCAUAUGUAUGUCGGAGUGCGUGCAGGCGGAGGCAUUGGUGAUGAAAUUGAGGAUCCAGCAGGAGAUGAAUAUGAGAUCUAUCGGAUCAUCUUUGACAUUACUUUCUUCUUCUUUGUAAUUGUCAUUCUGCUAGCCAUCAUACAAGGUUUAAUUAUUGAUGCUUUUGGAGAGUUAAGAGACCAACAAGAACAAGUUAAAGAAGAUAUGGAGACCAAAUGCUUUAUCUGUGGGAUAGGCAAUGACUACUUUGACACGGUGCCCCAUGGCUUUGAAACACACACCCUGCAGGAGCACAACUUGGCCAAUUAUCUAUUUUUUCUGAUGUAUCUCAUUAACAAAGAUGAAACAGAGCAUACAGGACAGGAAUCCUAUGUAUGGAAAAUGUAUCAAGAACGAUGCUGGGAGUUUUUCCCUGCUGGUGACUGCUUCCGAAAACAGUAUGAAGACCAGCUCAACUAAAUAUGAAUGAGGAUCGCCACUGAAAGUAUAUCUAUCCAUCUCCCAACUCUUUAGGGAAGAACUGAUUUCUCGACUCUCCAAAGCUGUGUGCUUUUUGAAGCACCAAAGUUAUGUUUCUCAUUGCCUGACUGUGCUGGGUUUUUUUCCCUUGUUUAUUUUCUUUGAGAACAGUGGAGUAAAGAACAAUGAAAACUUAAAACAAGCAACUCAUAGAGGGGAAAAACCACACACCCACACAUAAAUCCCCAUACAUAACAUGCACACACACAAAGAGGCAAUUAUUUUAUGAGACUGCCAGAUGAAGCCCUUGAUUCUGAGAACACACAUGGGGUAAUGUGGUAGUGGCAUUCAUUCAGUCUAUUUAUUUCAUCAUCCUGGAAGAAACUAUAUAGUUCAUAGAGCACUGUAAAGGAUUGUUUUGGACACUAAGUUGUGGGGAAAUAGUGCCUUACUAUAUGUGGGUUGAGCUAUGCAGAAGAUGAGUGCAUGAUGACAUCUUAUCUUUUCUUUGUGCCCUCCCUUUCUUCCCAAUUAAUAUUUAUUUUGUGUUUUGGUGAGGUUGCGGGGGGGAGGGGUUUGACUGUGCACACCUUUUUAAUAAGACUCUGGCGUGUCUCAGGACAAGAGUAGGGUAUUCUCAUCAAGCUAAAUUCACAUUUACCUUCCUCUUUUGCUCUCGCUCUUAUUUUGGUAAUGCUCUGAUGCAACACUGCAACUUUAUGAAAUCUUUGUAUGAAAACAGACUGAAAAACACUUUAAAAAGAAAUAUUUCAUUGCAUGUUUAUUAUGCAAGUUUAAAACCAAGAAACAAAAAAUAACAACCUUCAAAAGCAAGUUGAUCAGCGUGAGAAAAACAAUCACAAUAAUUAUACUCAUAGUAAUAAAGUGUUGUGGGCUUUAUUGUACAUUUGGAAUCAGUGUCAUCAGCCAACAAUGUAUAUGUUAUGAACUUAAUGGUAGUUUUGAUUUAAUUCCUUUUUCUCUUUCUUUCAUUUUUGCCACCUGUGAUCAAUAGUGGAGUUAAAGAUUUUCUUGUUAGACCAUUUUUUAAAAUCAUAGCUGAAGCAAUAUCCAUUCAGGGAUUCCAUUUGGUCCAUCAUGAAGCACCAAUGAUGUGUACAUCACUCCAUUUUGAGUCCUUUUCAAUUGUAAUGGCAGUCUUUACAAAUAAAAAGAGAAAUUCAGAAUGGAAGCUAGGUGGUUUUGCUAACAUUUGAGCCUUUUCUUACUGAGUUUACUAGUUAAUACCU
This is a messenger RNA of Chelonoidis abingdonii (Abingdon island giant tortoise), 1856 nucleotides long. The record is from RefSeq and is a predicted model, not a curated record. NCBI's taxonomy places the organism in Eukaryota, Metazoa, Chordata, Testudines, Testudinidae.